UUUACGAAAACAGCAUUCCACCAUCGCCUUCGAAUUUUUCGCGUCCAUUGCCGUACCGCGCGGAAGUCACUGCUCCUACUGGAACGAGGAAUUCUCGCCAGGCACAAUAUGAGAGUAAAGCACAAGGCAAGAGGAAACCUCCUGUGCGAUCAAACCGGUCACAGUUGACCCUCUUGACUCUUGUGUGCUUGGUGUCUUUCGUAAUAUUUGUGAUGAUCCUUAUGAUAUUCGUUGGAGGAGUAUUGAAGGGUUGUAGCUGUCCUGUAAACCAAGACGAUUCUUCUGGAACUCGCAGUUCGGCUUCUGCCUCACUUACUGAAAUAUUAGACAGAAUCAAGGGGUUGGAGGAGAAUGUCACAAGUCUUCAGAUACGUUUGGAAGAGAAAAACCAAGAGCUGAUGGAAAUUCGUCUAUUACUGCCAAAACUUGAAGAAAACGUUACGAAAGGGGCACUACAAGACUUCGGUGUGGAGCUUAAUUCAACAAGAAGUAACCUGCAAGAUGCAGACGUCAAGUUGCAGAAAUCUUUAGCUGCCGUUAAUUCAUCUCUUGUGGAAAAGAUCGACGAUCUGGCCUUUACGACGACCCAGUUGUCAUCAAUCCUGGAGACGUCAUUAAACAACGUUGAAAAGCUUAACAAGACGCUUGCAAACACAAGGAGUGAGUUCAAAGAGAACGAGUCAUCACUGAAAUCAAGUUUGAACUCCUCAAUUGUCAACUUACACCAGAGUGUGGAAGAAAUCAGCACGAAUAAUUCCAAACAGGUUGAUCGCCUUACCUCAUGGAUAACAACAUUAUAUGCUUUAGCUAAUCAAACCAAAGAUAGGUUCAACGAUUUCAAGAAUGAUACUGAAAGUUCCCUUUUAUCGGUGAAUACUGGACUCAAACGCUUGGAGGAAAAUUUAAAUGUGUUAGAAAACAAGUUAGCUAUUGCGAUGUCUGAAACGAAUGUAAAGCUAAACAGCAGCACAGGAAGACUUUUUCAAGAAGAUGCCAUCAUCAGGAAUCUGAUUGAGGCCAUCAACAUCACUUUAUCUUUGAAGAUAGAGAAUUUUAGCAAGCUACAAGGCCCAAUUGGACCACGCGGUUUCAACGGCUCUAAAGGGGCGAUUGGAUCAGCCGGACCUCAGGGAUUCAAUGGAACACAAGGUACCCAAGGGGUGAUAGGCCCCCCGGGGUUUAAUGGAUCAGAAGGACCACCAGGGCCACAGGGACCAAACGGAGCAGGAGACUUCUCCCAGUGUGAACACAAGGAAGAGAAUUUGAAUGGAAACCAAGAUCCAGUCACCAGCUACACUUUACCAAGUCCAAUUAAAGUUACCGUGGGUGAACCAAGUGGUAAAAAGAUUGUUGGUGUCUCAUGUUCAACAGACCAUGCUCAGCUUUCUCUGCUCUCGACCAAGAUAAAAGCAUCUAAUAAACAGUUGUUCUACCACUGUAGCUGUUAUGGUCAUCAUGGAACAGGCCAGGCUGCUAUUCAGUGCGUCAUGCAUUACUGGGAAUGUCCGCUGACCACAUGAACACGAAAACGAUUGUUGUUUUGAUUGGGUGAAGAAACUUUGCAAAAGUCUUUCGCCGUGAAUUGCCCUUGGAUUUCAGUUUAAUUUUGAAAUGAUUUUUACUUUGAUAAUGCAAUUGCUUUUGCUUUUAAAUUUGAUUGCUACUUCAUUUCACUUUCAAUCGUUCUUUUUCCUUUGUUUUGCAGUCACGUUCCAUUUUACUUUCAGUUUUGAUUUAUUUUUUAUUUUAUUUUUUAUUAAAUCUUUGAAAAAUUGUAAAAUUUUGAGUGGCAGCCCUCGGCUACCAUACCGGUACUACGAAUUUCACUCACGUGGACAUAUGUAUCCCAUGAAGUGAAAUUUAGUUUUCUGAUAAAACAUUUAAGAAACAUGCGAUUCGCACGGGUCCUUACUUUACUACUGAAAGACCAAAAAAACAUGAUCGAUUUUGAUUACUUCAAGAGUAAUGCAUUAGCAGGAAAAUUUCUUCUUUAAUCUUAAUCCUUUUCUUGAUAUGAUCCUUUUAUUAGGGACGUAGCUAGGGUUUUUUAAAUCUUUUAACUUUUAAGAGCUGAUUGUGAAUUCUUCCAUCUGGUUGCGACAUAAUUCCUUGUAAAUAAGUAACGAGAUGUUGGUGUUAUAAUAUAUCUCUACCUGAUAAGUUUAUUUAUUCUUAUUACCUGUUUCCUGGAUAAUGAAUGGAUUUUAUUGAGAGAAGCUACAUGUUAAUCACUGCUGAGAGUUAAAGGGUCAACGAGUGUUACAGUCACGAAUUUCCGCUCAGUCCACGGUAGAUGGCUUUUACUCCCUCUUUUCCGUGUGUAUCGCAGGCUCGGGUUUAUAUGGCGAGGGGACUGUACAUAUUAUCAAGUCAGUGAAAUAGAAGUCUUUAACCCUUUAACUCACAGGAUCUGAUUGCUUAUUCUCCCCUCUAGGUGCUACAUAUUUUUCUGUAAAUAAAUUACGAGAAUUUGGUUUUAGAUCAAGAUAACAACUUUUACCUUUUAACUUUUUUUGUUCUCAUCACCUUUUUGCUGAAUAAUACAUGGAUAUUGUAGGGAAGAAGUUACUUGUUAAUGACUUCUGAGAGUUUAAGGGUUGAAUUCAGUUUUACGAAAACGUGUGAACACGAAGAGCUUCAUAGCGCCAAUAUAUUACGUUAUGCCGGUUAGAAACCAAUUGUGGCAAACACGGUAAAGUAUUGGUACCAUGUAGCUCUUCGUGAAUUGAAAGACUUUUAUUUUCAGUCACUUUUUUAAGGAAAACAAAAAAAAAUAGUAGCUUCGGGUUAGGUAGGGCUCGAGUCAUCGAGGUGGAUCUUGAAUUUCAGUCAUCCUGUUAACCCGUAAUAGGGAGUGAUGUUUUUGCUAUCAGUUGUUCAAUCAACAGCCGUUUUGAUUCAUUUAAUUUGUUUCAGUAGAGCUUUUUGAUAAGAACGUUUAGUCUGGGAAGUUUAACCAAAUUUAUAUAAUUAUAUAACAAAAAUAUAUAGGCUGAGAUGUUCAUCGCAGAAGUAGAGGAUAUUUUAGAUUUUAUUUUAUAGUUAAACUACUCUGCUGAUCGAGUGAUUCUGUGCGCGUUAUUCAACUGUUCUUAAGGGUGUGACUGUUUUAAAGUACAGUUGUACUGUUUAUUGGACGUCUGGCACGUGUACAUAGAGCUAUAUAUGUUACUUACACAAUAAAACUGAAACUUGGUUUUCAAUACGCUGUAUGCAAUUUUCAAAUUUCUGAUGAAACUAAACUUUAUUGGGCU
Molecule: messenger RNA, 3254 nt
Organism: Pocillopora verrucosa
Lineage: Eukaryota; Metazoa; Cnidaria; Anthozoa; Scleractinia; Pocilloporidae
Product: collectin-12
Biological process (GO): extracellular matrix organization
Molecular function (GO): extracellular matrix structural constituent conferring tensile strength
Source: RefSeq, a predicted model, not a curated record